AUGCUGGCCACGCUGGAGCAGCAGCUCGGCACGGCACAGGUCUUGCGCGCCGUGGCCUUUCGCUCGGCGCAUGCCGUGUUUGAGGCCCUCAACGGCGCCUGCCUGGAGGCGCAGGCCGCCCGCGGGCACGCCGGCGUCGACUUGGACACCCUUCCCCAGUUCGCCUUCGCCAAUGAGGACCCCAUCAGCCGGCCGGAGUCCGUGGCGCGGCCCCUUGCCCGGAUCCUGUACUACCUGGAUGUGCUGUUUAACUUCCACCUCCAAGGCUACCGAUACUCCAUGAACAACACCCUGAACGAUGACUUCGCCCUGGACCCGGAGCGCAACUGCGAAUUCCUCGCGGUCGACUGGUUCCUCAAGCGCGUUCGGCGCAUGAUCCGCCACUGUGUGGCGUUCCUCCUCCGCCUGGCCUCCUUCGCCGAGAUCGAGCGUGUUCUUCUGCUGCUGGUCGGGUGCGUCCAUUUCCUCGUGGCCGCCAUCCGGAUCAUCUUCGACCCGGCGGCCCACUCGCGCGAUGCCUUCCACGACCAGCGGACGAUGGUUGUCAGUGACUGGAAGGAGACCUUCAAAUUCCCGGAGAAGGACCUCCAGCUGGGGGCCGUGUAUGCGGGAAGCCGGCCCUCGGCCUCGCUGUCGGCCCCACCCGAGGAGGGCCUCCAGCUGGCGCCUUUCCUGACGCAGGACCCGGAUGACCUGGUGACCCCCGGGUCCCGGGCUCCCAGGUCUCCGGUGGACCUGAGCCUGGGCGGCGGGGAUAUCCCCCCGAACGGGGCCGACCAAGCGCCCGGAGUUGCUGGGACCGGUUGGUACAACAUCGGCCUGCCGAUGGCCGCCAUGCCGGCGUCGCUGCCCGACGCGCUGGACCGGCUCAAGCAUGUGGUCGGCCGCGGCCUCGGGAUGGACCCUCCCUCCACCGAGACGGACGCCUCCUCCUGGGUGGUCUUCUCGGAGGAUGACUACUUCCCGGAGGAUGGGGCCCUCUUCGAUGACAGUCAGGCCAAGGCCGAUGGGCCGGCCGGCGGGGCCCCGGGCGCGGCCCCGGGCUCACCCGACACCAGCCCCAUGGUGGACCUGGUGGUCCAUUCGCGGGUGACCCUGUCCGGGCUGUCGGCCACCGUGAACCUCGCGGCGCCGGGGCUCCAGGCGGCCGACUCGCCGGCCGGGCGCGCCGGCACCGGCGUCGGCGGCCCCAGCGACCUCGGCGUCGGCGGCGCCAGCAGCAACAGCAGCAACACCGGCAGCAGCAGCAGCAGCAGCAGCAGCAACAACAACAGCACCACCACCACCACCUCUGGGGGCACUGGCGCCAGCACGCGCGUCCAAUUGUUUCCCGUGCUCCAGGAGCAGGAUUACAUUGCUCUCCUGGAUCGGCUGCCGCUGCGCCAGUUUGCCGGGUAUGUGGCCCGGCAGUCGGUCGGUCGGCUGGAGGCUGGUGCCCCGGCCGACAGGGUCUUCACCGACUUCAGCCAGCUCCUGCGCCUCGGGUACGAGCUGUACCGGGCGGUGUGCCUCUUUUCGCCGCCGCCCGACCUGCCGGACUUGGCGCACCUGGAUGCCGGUGGGGCUCGGCUGCGCCGGCUCCUGGGGGUGGAAUUUCUGCGCGGCCGGCACAUGGCCCGGGAGUUCGACUCGGCCGGCCAGGUCCAGUACAUGCUGCCCUCGCGGCGCCUCGUGCUGGCCCUCCUUCGGCAUAUGCUGCUGCUGCCGAAGUUCUUCCUGGACGAGUUGCGCCAGCUGCCGGGCUUCCAGCGCCACCUGCCCGGGGUCGGGUCCUUCGAUCUGCUGGACCAGGCCCUGCAGCGCCUGUCGGUCGAGGUGGAGGACUACCAGUUGCAGGUGUUCUUCGCGCUGAGCCGCAUGCCCGGCCUGCCCCUGGCGGCGGUCGACUUGUCGGAGCUCUUCGGCCUGGCCAUCCGGCUGGCCUUCACCCCGGAGGGGGGCAUCUCCCCGCACCUGAUGUCCACCCUGUGUGUCUACCCUUCCGGGGAGAGCACCAUCCUGGCCAAGUCCAUUGUCUAUUCGCUAUUCACGGCCAUCUUCUCGCUCCUUGAUUGUCCGAUCAACGAAAUGACCACCAUGGUCUUCAACUGCAUUCAAGCCGGUGGCCCGGUGGCGGAUUUCGACGAGGCCCUGGCCAACACGGUGCACGCCUUCUUCCAGCGGUUCCUGACUACCGGCCGCGACGCGGCGAUUCUCAGCCGCAUGGAGCUCCUGUCGUCGCUGGUCUGCUCGCCGGCUUUCUCCUUCUUGCUGACUGGGUCGACCACCGGCCUCCCGCUACAGCCAGUUCCCCAGGCCAACGUUGUUCAGAGCGCCAUCCUGCUCCUCCUGCGGCUGACGACGCGCACCUUCUUCUCCCUGAGCUUCAGCAACUCCGGCUUCGACAGUGCUGCCCGCAAGCUGCUGGAAAUCCUGGCCACCGAGCACUCGGGCAUCUGCGUGCCGCUGAUCUGCCAGCUGGCUGGGUCCCUGCUGACCGAGCGCCCUCCAGGCCCGGAGGUCACCCUGGAGGUGACUUCCUUCGUGGGGGGCCUGCCCUUCCGGAAUCUGUCCCUCAUCCCGCCGAUCUCCGCGCCGCUGGCCCGGCCGCUGGCCAUUGGCCUGUAUGGCUCGCUGCCGGAGGUCCUGGCCGCCUGGUCGGAGGCCGGGUGGUCGGAGGGCACGGCCGGCCUGGCUCUGGCCAUCCUCAAGGAGCUGAACUACGACAAUCCGAUCCAGGUGCCGCUGGAGUUCCAGCGCUUCUUCGCCCUCAUCCUGGCCGAGCUGUAUGUGGUGACGCUAUAUGGGGAGGCCAUCCGGCAGCGUGUCCUCCGUCGCCACCCGGCGGCGGCGGCGGCCGAGGCGGCCCUGGCCCCGAAGGAUGCCCUGGCUGCCCGGCUGGGCGCCCUGCUGGAGCAGGCGCCGGCCGUGCGCGGGCUGACGUCCCCCUUCCUGCGGAAUGUCACCCGAGUCAUGGGGCAGCUGCAUCUGUUUUCGGACGCGCGCGUGGUCCUGCCGGGCUACACGCACCAGCUGACGGGCCAACUGCUGCGCAUCCAUGCCCCGCCCCUGCUCCAGUGCCUGGCCCAGGAGUUUGCCCGGCGCCGGGGCGAGGCCCCUCUCGAGCCGGGCGCCGCCCCGCCGGCCAGCGUCAGUCAGAGGACCCCCUUCGCCCAGCUGAGCCCCGAGAGUCUGAAUCUGACGGAGUGCUUCCACUUCCAGCCGCCGGUCGGCUGGCCGCCGGCCAUGGUGGCCGAGCACGUCCUCCUGUCGCCGAAGGUGCCCCGGCUGCCGGCCGUCAACCCGCGAGCCGUGAAGGACAGCAACGCGCCGAGCUUCGUGCGGGCGCUCUUCACCCAGGCGGCCACGGUGGCCACGCUGCCGGUUCUGGGCUUUGUCCUGGCGAUGACGACCAACAUCGGGGACAUUGUGCCGGUUGAUCCGUACCGGCAGCCGGUGUUCCGGGGGCCGCCGGUGACCGCGGCCCCCGACCGACGGACCUUCUCCCCCGCCAUGCCGGUCACCGGUCUGCUUGAGUUGCCGUUCUUCCGCGCGCUGGAGGGGCUCCGCGCGUCCGAGUCCUUUUCGCUGUUGCGCUCGACCCUGGUCAACUUCUUCCCGGUGCACAUGACCACCUUCACCGAGCUCAGCCCUCCCGGGGCCUGGCUGGUGGACAUCGAGCAGGGCGAUUGUCGCCUGUCCCCGAUGGAGAAGGCCGCCGUGGCCGUCGUGCGUGUGUGUCUCUUCGGGGGCCUGACCGCGGGGUCGGUGGAUUUGCCGGCCGCCCCGGCUGCCGGGACAGCCGGGGCGGCCGCCGCAUCUGCGGCAUCCGCCCUGCAGGGGCUCUUUUCCGGCGCAUCGGCCGGCCUGCGGCGCCUGCUCGGUCCCGGGAAAGAGCUGUCGCGCUCCUCGCUGGCGUACUUGCUGGAGCGGACGGGCACCGGGGUGUCGGGCGCCUUUGAGGGGGCCCUUCGGCAGGCGCUGGCUCCGGUGGGCCUGCUGCCGGCCGGUUUGGCCAUGGACCCGGUGUGGGCUCUGGCCGCGGCCUUCUGGGCCUGCUUUGGUCACCUUCGGACCCCCGGGGCGCGGGAGCGCUGUCUGUCUCUCUGGCUGCGGGUGAUCAUGGCCGCCGGCACGCCGGGGUCCUUCUUCCUUUCGCCGGCCACGACUCAGCUGCUGGACACGGUCAUCUUCCUGGCGCAGUAUAUGGCCCCGGGGCUGGAGGACACCAGCAGCACGGCCGGUCUGGGGCCCUUUGUCCUGUAUGAUCUCCUGGGCGAAGACCCGGUCACCAGCCGGGUGGUGCAUGCCGAGUUGUGUCGCUUCACUCGCACCGACAUGCAGUACGGACUGGCCGAGGCUCAGCGGUCGUCUGACACCGAUGCGCUCUUCGCCCACCUGCAGCAGGCCGCUUACUUUGAAAGCGCCGCGGUGCCGAAUGCCUACCUUCAGUCGCGCUCGGUCUUCUACUUGGCGCUGUUGCGUGCCUCCUUCCACUGCGAGAUCUCCCUUUGCCGGCACCUCGCCCAAGUGGUCCGCACCCGAGCGUCCUCCCACUCGCCGGCGGACCUGACGCGGCGUCUCCGCCCGGAGGAAACCCGGGCUUUCAGCCAGUCGACUCUCCUCCUGUGGUUCCGCAUGGCGACCCUUUGUCAGUUGGCGCCCGGUGCCCUGGUCGGGGCGCUGCCCUUCUGGCUGGGUGCCAUGGCCAUCUGGACACUGACCCCGGCUCGACUGCUCGGCAUCGAUAGCCGGACCCCCAUGCACUUGACAUGGCUCGGGCCGGUUCUGCUCCAGGUCCACCGGACUCAAAUGUCGGUCAUCAACUGGACCGACCCGCUGGCGCCGGUGCUGCAGGUGCUGGAGGAGGCUGUCAGCGCGGCCGCCGACCGCCGGGGCCCUCGGUCUCCCUUCCCGGUGCGCCUGUACAGCGCCCUGACGGACAUCCUGAAGACGGCGCCCGAGGCGGCGGUGGCGCACUUCCGCACGGCCGAGGCCUUCUCGCCGGCCCUCUUCCGGGACUUCCUCCAGCCGGAGGAGCCUUUCCCCCAGUUGCUGGUGGCCCUGGGCCAGGUGCUGGCCGAGGCCGGGGCCGGCGGCGCAACGGCCCUGACCACCUCUGCCACGAUCCCCAUCUUCCGGGACAUCCUGGCCCGGUACUUUGCGGUGUGUCGCCUCUCCACCGAGGAGAGCCUUGCGGUUGAUGGGAGCGCCGACGCCGACGCCGCCGCCGGCACGGUGGGCGACAAGGCGCCGGUGUGGGGGCUUUCGACCCGUGCCCUGCCGGCCCUCGGCCUGGCCAUCGACUCGGCUGGCCUGUCGGUCGGGCUUCAGCCGCUGGCCGAGUCGGUGCUCGGGAUGGCCGCACGCGGCCGGGGGCCGGGGGCCGGGGCCUCGGCCGCCGAUCCCGGCGUCGCCCUGCCGGAUGCCGAUGUCCUGGCCGCCGUGCCGGAAGACCUGCGCUUGGAUUCGCUGGGGCUCGAAGCCGCGGCGCCGGAUCUCCUGCGCCGGUGCAUGACCCGCGUGGCGGAUGCCUACUUUGCCGGGCCCGGCCCCGAGGGGGAAGGCGGCCAUGGCGCGGGCAGCGCCGACCAGGCCGGCAUCGGCCAGCUGACCGUCGACCAAUGCCUGGCCCGGCUGACGGAUCUCUACAGCGAGCAGGUGGCCGCCCCCGGGUGGCAGGGCGAGGAAAUGCACCGGGCCGCGGUGGCCAGCAUCAAUCGCCUGCAUGGGACCCUCCUGCCGGAGAUGUACCACCUGAAGAGCGUGCCCAUCCAGCUGACCAACAAUUGCGAGUCCUGCGGCGGGACGGUGGUUUUCAUGAACCGGCACGAGGUGCACCAGCUGAAUGCGGACCAUGCCCACGAGGCGCAGGAGAUCCUCCUGCGCUUCAGUCGCAUCGGCGCCUUCGUCGAGGCGGGCAUGGACUCGACGGCCUUCCUGCCCGCGGCCCGGCAGAUGGUCCGGCUGAUGGAGCGCCUGGUCCAGGUGGCCGGGCCGAUGGUCGAGCGCAUUGCCGCCGCCCGCAGCAUGACCGACGCCGAUGCCCGCAUGGCCGACGCCCUGCUGACCUUCACGCGGGAGUUCAUCAACGGUAUCCGCGCGGCGCCAUCCUCGCUGGCAGCCACCACCCUGCUGGCGGACGCCUUUGCCCGGCUGGUGGCGCCGUUGGCCCUGGCCUUGAAGUCGGCCCCGGUGGCCCGGCUGAACGCCUUCAGCGAUGGCCUGCGGGAUCUUGUGGCCGCGGAGAUGCACUCGGCCAGGCUGACGCCCGGGGGCAGCGGCCCCGGGGCCGGGCGCGGCUCCGGCGGGGCCACCGGGCCGCUUGCGGCGCCGGCCGCCCUGGCCGCCCCCGGCGGGGGGACCUUCUUCGAGCGCCUGUCCGUCCUCGGGGACAUGAUCACCGGGUCCCUGAGGCCGGGCUCGGCGGGGGCCGGCUCGCGUGCCGGGGCCCCCCACGUGGGGGCGUCCCUGUCCUCCUUCGACUUCCAUGCGAGCCGGAACACGGCCCAGGCUCAGCGACUGCAUGCCCUGUGGCCGGCGCUGGAUCUGAACCGGACCCCGGAAGACCUGGCCCUCUGGCUGCCGAGCCUGCUGGAAUUCGUGGAUGGCCUGCCGGGCAACAUGGGGGCCGAGUUCCUGACGGCCCCCCUGUCGCUGGUGCAUUUCCUGCGGGAUCUGGCCCCGUCCCACCGGGGCAGCGAGGUCCCCCGGAAUGUGGCGUCCAUCUUCGACUUGACCGGGGCGCGUCUGUUGAAUCUGACCGAGGGCGAUCUGGCCCGCGGGUCGACCGUGGUCCUGCUGGCCCUCACGGCCGAGCGCAUCCUCUUCCACCAUGGCCCGAGCACCGGGCGUCUGUUGGCCACGCUGGCCGGCAGCCAGCGCCCGGUGCACCAAGCCCUGCUGGUGGCCCUGCUCCAGGGGGUCGUGAGCCUGGUGCUGCGCCUGCUGCCGGCGGGGUUCCACUUCGGGCCGAGCGCGCUGGCGCUGGCGGUUGACCCGGCCGCCAGGCGGGACCCUGUGGCCGCGGCCGCUUGGCCAACCCUGCCGGCCGGGCGCCCGAGGCCCUACUCGCGGGCCGAAGUGCCGGCCCAGCUGCUGGCCCAGUGCCUGGCCCAGUGCCUGGCGCAUGUGGUGCCCAUCUUGCGCGUGGCCCUGGGCCGGGGCGCGCUGAGCGAGCUGGCCGCCGGCCCGCCGGCCGCCACCGGCGAAUUCGGCGCCACCACCUUCGAGGCGCAGGUGGGGGCCGUGGUGGCCGAGCACACCAUGUCCCGGCGUCUGGGCCACCUGCUGCCGUCGCUGCUGCAGCUGGCCCUCAUGCAGCACCUGAUGGCGGCCCCGUGCCGGGGGUCGGCCUCGCCGCAGCCGCCACAGCCGCAGCAUCAGCAGCUGCUCCUGCUGCACUUCCUGGAUGCCUGGGUGGCGCCCCUCGGCGUGCAUGGGCUUCUCCGGUACGCGGUCCUGGGGCCGGAGGCGGUGGCCGCCGCCGCCGCCCCGCCUCACGGCGCCGGGCCCACGCAGCCGCCCCUGAAUGAGCUCGUCUCGUUCGUGGACCGGUCCUUCAUGCCGUACUUCCUGGACCUCUCGACGCGGGUGGACUGCCGGCGCAUUGAGACGCCGCUGCUGGGCCUGCGGCAGACAGCCGGCGGGCGGGCCCCCCUGGCCCCGGCCGAGCGCCCCGCAGACAACUCCCUGGCCCGGGAUGUCCUCAGCGCCGGGUGCCACACCCUGCUGGGGGAUGCGCUGAUCUUUGCCUUCGGCCCGGGGCUGCUGGCCCCGCAGCCGGAGGCCUUCAUCGCGCGGAUGGCCGGCCGGCGACGGGUGCUGGCGGCGGUGACCGCCUCUGCUGCGACCACGGCCGGCGCCGCCGCCGGCGCCGGCGCCGGCGCCGGUGCCGGUGCCGGUGCCGGCUUCGACGGGUGGAAUGGCCCGGGGGGCAGCAUCGCCGUGUGGCUUCUGGGCCUGGCGCGUCUGGACUACCGGGCCUUGGUGGCCCGGUGCACGGUGGCCGGCCCCGGGGCCGGGCCCGUGCCCCCGAGCCCGGACGAGGUGCUGCUCCUGCCGCGGCGGGCGCUGGCGGCGCAGCUGGCCGGCCUAGUGCCGAGCCUCGACCCGCCGGGGUCGCCCCCGGGUGGGUGCCCGGCCGGCGGGGCCUCCGCGCAGGCCAUGGUGCGCAGCUGGUUCGGGAGUCUGGUGGCCGGGCCGGCGGAGGCCUGGCUCCGGGCCGGGGCCGAUCCCCGGCGUCGCGUGGCCUCCCUGCCGGAGGACGCCUUCGCCUUGUUGGGGUCUCUGUCGGCGGCCGGGGGCGCCAUGCCGGCGACGACCGGCGGCGAUGGCGUGCUGGCUGACGCCAGGUACCUGGCCUGGGCGGCGGACUUCGCCCGGCGGGUGGCUCUGGCGGCCGGGCCGCUGUCCAAUGCCCCGGGCAUCUACCUGCCGCAGGUGCUGGGCAUGGCGCUGUCGCACGUGCGCAACAUGCUGGCCGGGUUCGCGUGGCGCGGCACGGCCCCCCCGCCGCGGGUCCUGCUCCCGGCGCGGGCGGCCCUGCUGGCCCUGCAGCAGGCCCUGGUGGAGGUGUUCCUGGCCGGGGGCAGCCCGGGGGCCGGGGGCCUGUGCGGCACUUGCGGCCGGGGCAUCCGCCCUGGGCCCGGUGGCCCGGCCGCCUCGCCGGUGGCCCCCAUCGACCCGGGGAAGUUGCGCGCCUGGGCCGCUCUCCUCCGGCCCCUGGUGCUGGAUCUGCUGGUGGACAUGCACCAGCUCGGGGUGCUGGCCGGCCUGCCGGGGGCCUUCUUCCGGCGUGGCGGCCAGACGCCCGGGCGGCUGCUGUGCGGGGGCUGUGCGACGGCGGCCACGGCGGCCACGGCGGCCACACCCGGCGCCACCGGUGGCCCCCCUGCCCUCCCGAAGCAGGGCCCGCUGGAGUUGGGCCUGUCCGCCGACUCGUGCGAGUAUUGCCUGGCGGUGUGUCCGUUCGCGGCGCAGGCGGUCACCGGCGGUGCCGUGGCCGAGCUGUGGGCCGUGGUGCCGCCGCACCAGCCGCUGGAUUUGGCGCCAGCCCUGCCGGCCGAUCGCCUGGCGGCCGUGCUGCUGGCUGGGUCGGACUCGCUGGCCGAGAGGCCGGGGCUGCGCGAGCGCACCGCCCGGCUCUUUGCCCUGCUGGAUCCGGUGGUCGUGGCGCAGGCCGGCGCGGCCGGACAGCCGAACGAGCCGCCGGGCCAGGCGGCGGCGGCGGUGGCGGCGGCGGCGUCGGCCGGGCUGCCGGCCCUCGGACAGGCCCUCAUCCGGCACCUCCUGUGGGGCCCGCUGACCGGCCUGUACGGGCGGGGCCCGGGUGCCGGGGGCGGGGCCGAAGUGGCCGACACGAUGGCCGCCGUUUGCCGGUCGCUCCGGGCCGGCGAGCCGGCGGUCGCCGGGGCGUCUCCCCUGCCGGCGGACAUGGCCCUGGCCAGCCUCCUGGCGCUGGCUGGCAUGGGCUGCCUGCCGGUGCUGGGCGCCGGGGACUUGGCAUUGCCCGGGCAGCAGCUCUGCGGCAGCCCGGCCGGGGCGCCCCCGGCCGCGGGGCACCUGUGCCUGGCCACCCGGGCCCGCCAGCUGCUGGCCGGGCUGCUUACGCCGCCCGAGAGCUCCUUCUCGGAUGAGUAUCUGCGUGAUGUCUUCCUCCAGAUGCUCCCCCUGUCGCAGCGCCUCUAUCCGGAUACGCACCAGCUGGUUGUCGCCGCGGCGCUCGAGCAGAGCAAGGGCCGUGGCACGCGGCUGAUGCGCCUCCUCCCGGCCCUGGAGAUGGCCCUCUUCCAUCCGUACUCCUUCCUUGACAUGGCCAAUUUGGCCUUCCGCGUGCCGGCCGAGCGCCCGUCCACGGCACAGCUCGCGCAGACCCCCCUCCUGCGCUUUGCAUUCUACCAGGACGGGCUGGCCAGCCCGGACUCGCCGCUGCUGGCCUGCCCCGGCAGCAGCGUCCUCGCGGUUGGCUCGCAUCCCGGGCUGGUGGAGAUUCUGGCCCCGGGCUUGGCGACCGCCCUCCAGCGGGAUCCCCUGCGUCCGAUCCAGGCGGUGUACGCCUUCAUGCUGGGGGUCAAUGUGCUUGAGUCACUCAUUUGGCGCCAAGUCCACGCAAACCUCCCGCAUCACACGUUCACGGCCUGCUUCAAGGCCAUGGCGCCGGCCUAUCUGCGGGCCGUCGCACACUUGGCCCCGCCCGGCAGCCCGCUCGAGCCCCUGCACCUGGGCUUCGCGGCCCUUCUGCUGCGUGUCGCCAUCACCGAGGGUAGUACGCCGCCGGCCCUGCGGAGUCUCUACUUUGCCAAGGUCAUUGCCGGGUUCCCGCUCUUCGCCCUGGGCAUUCCCGGCGACAGCACGACCCAGCUGGCCGGGCCCAGCCUGCUGGAUGAGAUGCGGCGCUUCCGCCAGGCAUUCGUCGGGCAUCUGUUCAACUACCCCCACUUCUUCGCCCCGCCGGCAGGGUACGGGCUUCUGACGGCCGAGGUGGCUACCGCCGUGAGCCAGCACCUGGAGGCCCAACGCUGA
Molecule: messenger RNA, 10503 nt
Organism: Fonticula alba
Lineage: Eukaryota; Rotosphaerida; Fonticulaceae
Exons: 14
Coding region: 1-10503 (3500 amino acids)
Source: RefSeq, a predicted model, not a curated record